UGCGCUCUCUGCAACGAGCACAUAACAGGAGACGUUCUGACGGCACUGGACAAAUUGUGGCAUGUUGAUCACUUCAGAUGUGCUCACUGCCAGACAAAAAUAGGAACCGACAUAUUCUACGAGAGAGAUGGUCUUGCCUACUGUGAACACGACUACAUCGAAUUGUUCAGUCCCAAGUGUUUUGCAUGCAAUGAUCCUAUACUUAAUGAAUGCGUGAGCGCGCUGGAAAGAACAUGGCACCCCCAUCAUUUCUCGUGCCACCACUGUGGAGUCGUCUUGAAAGUUACUGGUGGUGUUGGUGGUGGUGGUGGGAGAGACGAGGAAGGGUCAGUGGGGUUUCAUGAGAUGGAGGGACAACCAUAUUGCAGUCGCGAUUUUUUCAACUUGUUUGCCUUGAAAUGUUCCGGUUGUCGGUGUACCAUAACAAGCAACUACGUCACGGCGUUGAACCAAAAAUGGCACAACAAUUGCUUUGUUUGCACUGACUGUAAAACUCCAUUUACUUCUGGGAGUUUUUAUGACUUCAAUGGGUUUCCAUAUUGUGAGAGACACUUCAAUGCAACGAGGGGGGGAUUGUGCUUCACUUGUAAGCAGCCCAUCACGGGAGCUUCCGUGAUGGCAAUGAGCAGAAGGUAUCACCCUGGACAUUUUGUAUGCACCUUCUGCUUACAGGCUCUCAACAUGGGAACAUUCAAGGAGCACAAUGAUAGGCCCUACUGCAACCAAUGUUCAAAGAAAUUAUUUCGUUGA
Messenger RNA from Helobdella robusta, 750 nucleotides. RefSeq lists its product as hypothetical. The transcript has 5 exons. Gene Ontology annotation, cellular component: cytoplasm; cell-cell junction; focal adhesion. Lineage: Eukaryota; Metazoa; Annelida; Clitellata; Rhynchobdellida; Glossiphoniidae. The record is from RefSeq and is a predicted model, not a curated record. Gene Ontology annotation, biological process: positive regulation of integrin-mediated signaling pathway; cell-cell adhesion; positive regulation of substrate adhesion-dependent cell spreading. The annotation marks the transcript as partial.